Messenger RNA from Limanda limanda (common dab), 4873 nucleotides. It is a transcript of the gene zbed4, whose product is annotated as zinc finger, BED-type containing 4. Gene Ontology annotation, molecular function: DNA binding; protein dimerization activity. Bases 297 to 4082 code for a protein of 1261 amino acids. Lineage: Eukaryota; Metazoa; Chordata; Actinopteri; Pleuronectiformes; Pleuronectidae. The record is from RefSeq and is a predicted model, not a curated record. The transcript is spliced from 2 exons.
GAGACAAAAGCAACAAAGUGAACCCCGCUCCGGAUCAAUCAAAUGUGUCAGAUUUAACCGUUUCGGGGCCACGAACCCGGCCAUCCCACCGCCACACACCACGGUCGUGUGCGGUGAGGUGAAACAACUUCAGUCAUAAAUGGAGAGCGACAAGCAGGCACCCUGUGUCCUGGAGAGCCCUACGCAUAUUAGAACGCCUGCUUGAGAGCUGCUGUAUCGAUGACUGCACCUGAAGUAGGUGAUUACGCUUGACAACGCAGACCUGACUAUUCGACAGAAACCAUUGGGCUGCAGCCAUGGACGGGGAGGAAGACGUCUCACACAUGAGCGAGGAUAUGGAGAUGGUCAGUGAACCCAAUGGCGCCAUAGAAACUAAACGAAGAGAGGCCAAAGGGACCUGCCUGAAAAUUGAGGGCCAGGAUGGCUACGUGUUCAAAUCCUACACCAUUAAACCUCGUGACACUGCUGAUGCAACGUCCCCUGGCUGCUCCUCCAUAACACUGGAAAAAGACUCUCCCCCUUCUCCCAGUCUAUCUUCUCAGGGCGACAAACAGGUGGAGUCUGAUGAAGCAAAAGAGACUGAUCCAGGUUCUCCCACUUUUUCAAACAAAUGCCUAAACACUGAAACUGAGGAAAACGUGAUGGACGAACAGUUUGAAAACCUCGAUGAAGCAAGCGAACAUAUCAAGGACGACAUCGGGGAUGCAAAUGAAAUGGAGGAGGAGACCCAGGAUGACGAAAGGCUGGCGUUUGGUAGCUCAAUUGGCCCUUUUGUAUCAAGAGACGGUGACGACUACAGUACUUUACUAAGCGGAUACUCAAGCCUUUAUGAUGUUGCCAUGGACGCCGUCACUCAGAGCCUUUUGUCAUCCAUGAGGAGUCAUUCCAACCCGAGGAAGAAAUCUCCUGCCUGGAAUCACUUCUGCAUAUCGCCACGAGACGGUACCAAAGCAAUCUGUUUAUACUGCAUGAAAGAGUUCAGCCGGGGAAAGAACGAGAAAGACCUCAGCACAAGUUGUUUGAUGAGGCACGUGCGAAGGGCUCACCCCACUGUGCUAUUACAAGAAGGAGCAGACGCAUCCUCAAACAGUCUGACUGGCUCCCUCGCCUCCUCUUUCACACCUGCCUCCCCAAACUCACCAAAAAACGGAGACUUGACUCAUAGCGUCACUACUUCUGCCUCAAAGAACACUUCACCGUCCACCUCCUCAGCUGAGAACUCAGACCUGUCAUCCAAAGAGGUGUUACCCAAAGUAGAACCAAAACUCGAGCCGUACGUGGACACAGACACCGUCGGCAGCACGCUCUCAUCCUCACAUUCCAAUGACAACAACCUGGAGGACAUGUCAGACGGAGGAGCCGAGCGUCUUCCCGGCACCCCAAAAAGCUCCAGCUCUCGCCGGAGAUCAGCUGUAUGGAAACAUUUCUAUCUGUCGCCUCUGGACAAUUCAAAAGCAGUAUGUAUCCAUUGCAUGAAUGAAUUCAGUAGGGGGAAGAACGGAAAAGAUCUAGGGACGAGCUGUCUCAUCCGUCACAUGUGGAGGGCCCACAAAGAGGUUGUGAUCGAGGAGAACGGCCAGGGAAAUCACAUUCCCCCACCCUAUACAAACCCGCCCUCACUUUUGUCUCGCACACAACUGCAGGAUUCACAGGAGAUGAAAAAAGAAUCCCUACUUCUUCCAUCGUCCCCGGAAACCACAUCAAAUGAGCUGCCCCAAAGCCUGGAGGAAAGUGUGCAUAUAAAAGAGGAAUCCGAUGAGGCGAUGCAACUCUCAGGGCAGGAGUCCUCUCUCAAUCUCUCCUUCAAAAUUCACGAAGAAGAUGGCCCCCUGACUUCCUCCCCGCGCCCCCCCUCGGAGGGCCCCAGCCUCGAUCAGGAUCAUUCAGUUUUCCAGCAAAACAAGAAGAUAAUGAAACGGGUGAAAUCCGAAGUGUGGCACCAUUUCAUAGUGUCUCCGGUCGACCAGUUAAAAGCACUGUGCCGUUACUGUCCAUGCGUCAUCAGCCGCGGGAAACGGGGCGACUUUGGUACAAGUUGCCUGAUGAGGCAUCUCAUGAGACGCCACCCAGACGUCCUCAAAAACCAAAAAAUCACAGAUGAGAGGGAAUCUUCCUCCCCUCAUCCCUUCACCAGUCUCAGUGGAGCGGACGGGGUUUCAACCAAAGAAACUGACAGCCCGUCCAGUGAGAAGAAGCCACACACCCUGCCUGCUUUCAGCAAAAAGACGUCAAAACUGUGGAACCAUUUCUCCAUUUCACCCACUGACCCCACCAAGGUGGUUUGUUUGCACUGUAGCCGCACAAUUAGCAGAGGCAAAAAGACUACAAACCUCGGCACAAGCUGCCUCUUUAGACACAUGCAGAGGUUUCAUGGACAUGUUCUUGAAAGUAACAAUGCUAUCUCAGGUGAUGUGCGGUCUGCUGCAGUUCACGUUAAACAAGAGAUCAUGGACACGCCAGUUUACGAAACGGAACAGAACCUUGAAAGGUUUGAUGAACACCACCCGGUUGCCAAAAAAAUCACCAAACUUAUCGCAGAAAUGCUCGCACUGGAUCUUCAGCCAUCAGCUAUGGUGGAGAAUGCUGGACUGAACCGACUACUCGAGUACCUCCAGCCUCAGUAUUCUCUACCCACUUCUUCUUACUUUACCAGCACUGCCAUACCAGACAUGUACGAAAGAGUGAAGGAUGUCGUGCUGACCCACCUGAAAGAGGCUGAGGGGGGGGUCGUCCACUUCACAACUAGUAUUUGGGUCAGUAGCCAGACAAGGGAAUACCUGACCCUUACCGCCCACUGGGCGACGUACGAGUCGAGUGUUAGACCCCAAGGUCAGGACUUCCACUGCUCCGCUCUUCUAAAUGUCUCCCAAAUAGACUGUGAUAACGAUAUGCAUGACAUCCCAAAGCAGCUAGAGUAUCUGUGGGAUUCUUGGAUCACCUCAUCAGGGCUUAAAAAGGGGUUCACUGUCACGGACAACAGCACCAUCAGAAACACGCUUGAGGACCAUGGCCAUGUCACCAUGCAGUGUUUCGGACACACCAUAGACCUCAUUGUUAGCGAAGCCAUAAAGAGCCAGAGAAUGGUUCAGAACCUUCUGAGUAUUGCACGGAAGAUCUGUGAACGUGUGCACCGCUCGGCAAAGGCCAAGGAGAAACUGGCUGAGCUGCAGAGGGUCCACGAGCUGCCGGAGAACCAGCUGAUACAGGAUGUCCCGUCCAAGUGGAGGACGUCCUUCUUCAUGCUGGAGCGGCUGGUGGAGCAGAAGAAAGCGAUCGACGAGAUGUCGGUCGAGUGCAAUUUCAGGGAAAUUAUCAGCUGCGAUCAGUGGGAGGUGAUGCUGUCGGUCUGCAAUGCACUGAAGCCGUUUGAAGUCGCCUGCAGGGAGAUGAACAGCCACACCGCCACUCUGGGACAAGUCAUACCACUCAUCCACAUCCUCAACAGAAAGAUAGACAUGCUGUUCGACGAGACGGUGGGCAUAGACAACAUGCUCAAGUCUCUAAAGGAAGCCAUGAUGAGCAAAAUGGCAACAACUCUGCAAGACCAACAAUAUAUCUGGGCGACCAUGCUGGACCCACGAUACAAGACGUCACUGUUCUCAGAGGAAGAGGCUGAGCGAUUUAAGCAGGAUCUGAUCAGCGAGCUGGACUCCUCGUCUACCUCAGUUGCAGCGAAACCCUCGCUGCCCAACGGCUGCAACGAGGACGCCGUUUCUUCCGACGCCCCCCACCCAAACAGGGACAACCUCUGGUCCCUGAUGGCCGACAUUCGGCAAAAGAUAAAACACGAGGAGAAGCCAAAGUCUUCGGAGCUGGCGGUGCUGGAGUACCUCGAGGAAGACAUACUCGAUCAAAGCUGUGACCCCCUCGAUUAUUGGAACAUGAGAAAGUUCAUGUGGUCCGAUCUCGCCAAAGUAGCCGCCCGAUACGUUGGCUGCCCCCCCAGCAUCGUCCCAGCAGAGACACUGUUCAGCACAGCGAGCGUCAACUAUGCUCUAAACCAGCCCAGACAUUUACUGGAGAACAUGGAGGGCCUGCUGUUCCUCAAGGUCAACCUCCCUCUGAUCUAUUUUCAAUACUGAUUUAAUAUUGAGCAUUAACUUGAAAACCCUUUAUCAAGGACCAAGUUGCUUAGCUGUGAAAUGGGUGGGGUGUUUUUUUUUUUUUACUGUCGGGCAAAAUGUAAAAUAUCAAUUUAUACACUGAUCGAGUCUCAAUGCAAAGGCCAGAUGAGGUUUUAUUGUAUUCUGUGUACUACUGUUGAAACACUUUGGAGCUGUUGUGAUGAAUAGUCUCAGUCAGAAGUGUGUCAGGGAGGGAGGGUUUUUCUAGCUGUAGGGGUUGAUGAUGAUGUGUUUGCUUGUAAAUCAACGUUUCUGUUCUGUGUCUACUCUCUCCUUGUGCCUUAUCCAAAACUACUUCAGGUCAAAAAUGCUGUAAAUACUUUUUGUUAAAUUGCGCGGAUCACGUCAGGUUGCUUUUAAUUUUUAUGGAUAAAAGAUAGAUGCAGAGUUGUUUUCCAAGUGAAAACAUGGUCCAAAAAUAAAUGCUGUGACUGAAAGAUGUUUUAAGUUAAUGUUAUUUAAUUUUCAUCGUGAAUUCGUGGCUCAUGGUACUGUCAUUUAGAAAUAGAAAUUUUUUUACUUGUGAAAUGUUUUUAAUAAGAUCAUGUAUAAUAUUGCUGUAUUUUCAGAAUAAGGAGUUUGUUUGGAAUAUACAAUUUGUCUCUUAAGCACAAUUUAAGUUUAUGUCCAGGGGAUUAAAUUAUGGGUUUAUUAUUGAGUAAAACAAUGUACUGUACAUUUUUAUAUGAAAUGACUUCUGAACCUAAUUUGAUAAAUGUUUGAGCAUUGAGACUGGAACCAUGCAAAUU